Hansenula anomala is the source of this 492-nucleotide messenger RNA. RefSeq lists its product as uncharacterized. The record is from RefSeq and is a predicted model, not a curated record. The coding region runs from base 1 to 492 and encodes 163 amino acids. The transcript has a single exon. Lineage: Eukaryota; Fungi; Ascomycota; Saccharomycetes; Phaffomycetales; Wickerhamomycetaceae.
AUGUUCACAUUCACUUUGAUCAAGCAAUUUAUUUUGGCUUUAUUGGCCAUUUCAGUCGUUCAAUCAAGACCUUUAGCUGAAGAAAUUGAUGCUGCUGGUCAGCAUGGCGAGAGACAUAGUGAACCUUUUGGAUUAGUUGCUAUUCGUUCAGGCUCUCCAUUGCAAUACCAAUUUGCUGUUGUUUCUCAUGGUGAAUUAUUUUUGAGUGGUAACUCUUCAGACCCUUACACUUUUGCUGGUUCUUUGUUUUGGGAUGGAAGUUUGAAGGUUCUUCCAGAUUUGACUAGAUUCCAACCAUUAGGUGAAGGAAAAGACUUGUUCUUGAGUGCUGAUAAUUCUUCAAGCUUAAUUACUUCUCCAAAAAGCGACACAUCAUUUGCAAUCAAAGGUGGUGAUUUAACUUAUAAAGGUGUCAGCGGUUUUUAUGCUGUUCCUGAUAACAGAUAUGGUUACCAAUACUCUUUGAAGACAAGAAUUUCUUGGACAUCCUAG